Molecule: messenger RNA, 273 nt
Organism: Clunio marinus
Lineage: Eukaryota; Metazoa; Arthropoda; Insecta; Diptera; Chironomidae
Source: the annotation of a GenBank genome assembly
AUGUUUCGGUCGACAGACGAAAAAUACCCAAAGGCUUUCGGGAAGACGGGUCACCGUCUUAAUCUAAUAAGAGUUGAAUUUUCAUAUAAAUACACCGGUUUUAUAUCGUUCUCUGCAAUCUCAACAUCGGUAGUCAGUUGUUUGCUUAAAGAAAGCAAAGGAACUGAAGAAAAAAGGGAUAAAACGAAGAAAAUUGUUAUUCAAAAUUACAAAUCAGCUACACAACUUCAUCAAUCGAUAAAGCGCAAACAAAGAUUUCAAUUGAAACAUUAA